Messenger RNA from Amaranthus tricolor (Joseph's coat), 4502 nucleotides. Its product is annotated as phospholipase D gamma 1-like. Gene Ontology annotation, biological process: phospholipid catabolic process. The coding region runs from base 694 to 4002 and encodes 1102 amino acids. Lineage: Eukaryota; Viridiplantae; Streptophyta; Magnoliopsida; Caryophyllales; Amaranthaceae. Gene Ontology annotation, molecular function: D-type glycerophospholipase activity. The record is from RefSeq and is a predicted model, not a curated record. Gene Ontology annotation, cellular component: plasma membrane. The transcript is spliced from 10 exons.
ACUUUUAAACUCCAAAAACAAUAGUUUGAAGUGGAAAGUACACAAAAGUCAGAAAUUUUCCAUACGAAAUCCAAACGUCUCUCUCUUCUCACCUGUCCUGUUUCUGCCCACCUUCAUAAUUAUCUCCCCUGUUUUUGUGAAAUUCCAAUUUUUGCAUUUGAUCUAAAAAAUUUGAGGGGAGUAACACAUUCAAAAAUUUUCAUUUAGGCGUAUCCAAUUCAGGUAAACGUCUCAACUUUGUAAUUUCUUUUCUGAGAUUUUCAGGUAUUGAUUUCUUUUGUUAAUGUCGAUCAUUUCUUGAAUCAUUGGGGUUUUCAAUUUUCUGAGUUUUUUUUAUUCAGGAUUUAGCUUGUUAAAAUCCUGGAAAUUGAGAACCAUUAACAAGAACAAAUAUUAUAGUUGUUUCAUGAUCUUUUGAUCGGUAAAAGAAUUCUCUUUGUAUCAAUUUUGAAACUUUCUCUGUCAAAUUUUAUGUGUUGGUAUACCUAAUUUGAUUGAUUUUGAUCAAACGCUAGAAACUUGAGGGUUUGGUUAUUCGAUCUUGAUCAAAUGAGUCUUAUUGACUGAUUCAAAGUUAGAAACUGUUGGAUUUGGAUUUGAUUGAUUUACCUCAAACCAUAGGAACUUUAGGGUUUGGAUUGAUUCAUUUUGGUCAAAAAAUAUAGUAAAAUUUUAGAUUCGCGUUGAUUAGUAAUGGAUAGAUAUGGUGCUUCACCUCCAUACCCUUAUGCUUAUCCACCUCCAACUCUGCCAUAUCCUCAACAACCAAGUCAGCCAUAUCCUCCACCUCGAAGUCAGCCAUAUCCUCCACCUUCAAGUCAACCAUAUCCUCCAUCACCAACUUCUGAGACAUACCCACCUCCUCCAAACCCACAUUCCCCAUACUCAUACCCGUAUGCUUCUCCUUAUCCAUACCCGUACUCGCAACCGGCUUAUCAAUAUCCGCCUCACCCAUAUCAUCAACCUAGUUACCCAACUCCCCCUCUUAGACAUUACUCAUAUUCUGGCCCUCUUCCUCAAGCUAGUCCACCUGCACCAAGUCUCCAACAUAGUAGUAGUUUUCAGUAUGGUUCAUCUCAUCAUCACUAUUCCGAUUCGUCUCCAUACCCGCCUCACAAUGUUCCGCAUGUUCUUCCGUCACGAAGUAAUAGCUUCAAUAGUAUUCAAGGACAUGAUGUUUUGGCUACUGAAUUUCCACCAAAUGGUGGAAAUGGAGUUGGUGGCAAGCCCUCUAAUUCUUUGGUAUAUCCACCCUUGGAUGACCUGAUGGCAGAUAUGCGAUUAUCUGAUAAUCGUCCAUCUGCCCCAGCCUCACCUCCUGCACCUUCUGUGCCUUCUGCUCCUUCUGCAGAUAAUUUAGCAUUGGCAUACUCACCAAGCUCUAGUGGAGAGUUUAGUCCUCAUGGCAGUUUUUAUGGAACACACUCUAGAAGACCUAGUUGGGAUAGUUGUUUUUCUUAUAUGGGAAGUUGUGGUGCUUCUCCAAACUCACCUUAUUAUGAGAGCGAAGGAAUGCAGGUUGUUCCUUACCAGAAAGGGUCCUUAAGAGUUUUGCUUUUGCAUGGAAACUUAGAUAUAUGGAUUUAUGAGGCUAAGAAUCUUCCAAACAUGGACAUGUUCCAUAAAACAUUGGGUGAUAUGUUUGGUAGAUUGCCAGUUGGUGUGAGCAAAAUUGAGGGACAGUUGUCGCGCAAGAUCACUAGUGAUCCUUAUGUGUCAAUAUCAAUCUCCAAUUCUGUGAUUGGUCGAACUUAUGUCAUUAGUAACGAAGAAAAUCCUGUGUGGAUGCAACACUUUAAUGUUCCAGUGGCACAUCAUGCUGCUGAAGUGCACUUAUUGGUGAAGGACAGUGAUGUUGUAGGCUCUCAAUUAAUUGGAAAUGUAUCAAUUCCCGUGGAACAGAUAUAUUUGGGGGCGAAGGUUGAAGGCACUUAUCCUAUUCUUAAUGGAAGUGGGAAGCAAUGUAAGGCUGGAGCUGUCUUGAGCUUUUCAAUUCAAUAUACACCCAUCAAGAAUCUAAGCAUUUAUCACAAUGGAGUUGGUGCUGGCCCUGAUUAUCAAGGGAUUCCUGGCACAUAUUUUCCACUUAGGAAAGGAGGAACACUUAAGCUUUAUCAGGAUGCUCACGUACCUGAUGGGUUCCUACCUGAGUUUAUGCUGGAUAAUGGAAUGAAAUAUGUGCAUGGAAAGUGUUGGCAAGACAUUUUUGAUGCGAUACGACAAGCAAAAAAGUUAGUAUAUAUCACUGGAUGGUCAGUUUGGCAUAAAGUUAGACUAGUUCGUGAUAGUGUUAAUCAUGCAGCAGACUGCAGCCUGGGAGAGCUUCUUAGGUCCAAGUCAGCUGAAGGAGUCAGGGUUUUGCUUCUUGUGUGGGAUGACCCUACUUCAAGAAGCAUAUUGGGCUAUAAAACGGAUGGAAUUAUGGCAACCCAUGACGAGGAGACCCGUCGUUUUUUCAAGCACUCUUCUGUGCAGGUGCUUCUUUGUCCUCGCAUUGGUGGAAAAAGACACAGCUGGGUUAAACAAAAAGAAGUUUCAACUAUUUAUACCCAUCAUCAAAAAACUGUGAUAGUGGAUGCUGAUGCUGGCAACAAUAGAAGAAAAAUUGUUGCUUUUGUUGGUGGGCUUGACUUGUGUGAUGGUCGAUAUGAUACUCCAGGUCAUCCUCUAUUUAGAUCCCUGCAGACGACUCACAAAGAUGACUAUCACAACCCUUGCUUCCAAGGAAAUACUACAGGCUGCCCAAGAGAACCCUGGCAUGAUUUGCAUUGUAAAAUAGAUGGACCAGCUGCAUAUGAUGUUCUUACAAAUUUCCAGGAACGAUGGUUAAGGGCUGCUAAGCCACAUGGGAUUAAAAAGUUGAAAAUGUCUAAUGAUUCUUUGCUGAUGAUUGAACGGUUGCCCGAAAUUGUUGGUAUAUCUGAUGUUCCUUGCCUUAGUGAGGAUGAUCCAGAAUCUUGGCAUGUGCAGGUUUUCCGGUCCAUAGAUUCCAGUUCUGUGAAAGGUUUUCCGAAGAAUCCGAAGGAAGCGACAAGCAAGAAUUUGGUUUGUGGAAAGAAUGUAUUGAUUGACAUGAGCAUACAUACAGCAUAUGUGAAGGCUAUUCGAUCUGCCCAACACUAUAUUUACAUAGAGAAUCAGUACUUCAUUGGUUCUUCAUAUAAUUGGAGUGCACACAAUGACUUAGGUGCUGAUAAUUUGAUUCCCAUGGAAAUUGCUCUCAAAAUAGCGGAAAAAAUCAAAGCUCAUGAGAGAUUUGCUGCGUAUAUUGUUCUCCCAAUGUGGCCAGAAGGUAUUCCUACAGGUGCUGCUACUCAAAGGAUUCUUUUUUGGCAGAACAAAACAAUGCAAAUGAUGUAUGAAACCAUUUACAAGGCUCUAGUAGAGGUUGGGCUUGAGGAAGCUUAUACACCUCAAGAUUACUUGAACUUCUUUUGCCUUGGCAAUCGUGAAGGUCCAGAUGGCAGUUUUGAUGCAGCUGGGAGUCUUCACCCGCCAAACAGUCCACAGGCUCUGUGUCAAAAGAGCAGGAGGUUCAUGAUUUAUGUCCAUUCGAAAGGCAUGAUAGUUGAUGAUGAGUAUGUGAUAUUGGGUUCUGCAAACAUUAACCAACGGUCAAUGGAGGGAACUAGGGACACUGAGAUUGCAAUGGGAGCCUAUCAACCUCAUUACACCUGGGCCAAAAAAUCAGCUCAUCCUUACGGACAGAUAUAUGGUUACAGAAUGUCUCUUUGGGCAGAGCAUUUGGGACUGAUUGAUGAUAGCUUUAAUGAACCUGAAACUGUGGAGUGUGUAAGAAAAGUGCGAAGAUUUGGAGAAAUGAACUGGAAACAAUUUGCUGCUCCAGAAGUCUCGGAAAUGAGGGCCCACCUCCUCAAAUACCCUGUUGAAGUUGAUCGGAGGGGUAAGGUGAGACCCCUUCCAGGAUGCGAAAAUUUUCCUGAUCUCGGAGGAAACAUAUGUGGCUCAUUUCUCGCAAUUCAAGAGAAUCUAACCAUCUGAUUUCUGAUCAGCCUUAUCCCCUACCAGGCUACCACCACGCCUCCGACUCUGCUGUCAAGAGAUGCUGUAAAUAUUUUACUAAACGGAAUUUUGUAAUUGACUAGAGCUCAUUGUUGACACAUUUAUAUCUAUUCCUGAGGGGUGUAAUCAAAUAUGCUAAAUUUUUUUUUGGAUAGUUUUAACUACCUAAUCUUCUCUGUACAUGAGUUGAUAAAUAACUAUUUAAUGUGUCCCUUUAAAUUUGCUAUUUUAAGUGAUAUUUUUCCUCACAAAAUGUCAUUUUCAGUACCAAAUUUAAAGAGAACAAAGAGUAUAUACUUAAUAAUUAUAGCCUUAUAGCCUAUAGGUCCUGAGCGCACUUGUAAUUGUAUUAUUUGAAAUCAGCCAUGAAGCAAUUCUUUUUCUCCCAUCAAUAUAUAUACGCAGCUUAGUGGCUCAAGUAUGUUGUAUAUUUGUAUAGCAGCAAAACUUACUCUUAUUUCUGUGUCGUACUCACCUUU